Colletotrichum aenigma is the source of this 279-nucleotide messenger RNA. RefSeq lists its product as uncharacterized. The transcript is spliced from 3 exons. The coding region runs from base 1 to 279 and encodes 92 amino acids. NCBI's taxonomy places the organism in Eukaryota, Fungi, Ascomycota, Sordariomycetes, Glomerellales, Glomerellaceae. The record is from RefSeq and is a predicted model, not a curated record.
AUGCACCCCCUCUCCGUCCUCAGCCUUGGGAUCUUCGUAGCAGGCUACAUCACCGCCCGAUGGGAUCUGGUCACUCGCCUCUAUGAGCUUGCCAUCUUUGCUUGGAACUACGGAGUCGUGACCCGCGCUGCCAAAGGCUUUGCGCUCCUGACCUUUGUAUUCCUCCUCGUCUUCAUUCCCGUGGAACGCUUGGCCACGAGGGAGUCGAACCUGCAUCCCAGAUCCCCCGGAGCUGGCGUCUCGGCCAGGGAACAGUUGCGACGGCGAGGGUCCUUCUAA